UCGAGUUCAGAAAUCGCCGGGAAAAGUGAGAUUUCGAACUAUUUUUGUACAAUUUUGUGAUAAAGAUAAAGGUAAAAGGAGCACACUUCCAAAGAUGCCGAAAAAGCCAGCCAAAAAUGGAUUCUUUUUCUACAUGCUCGAAUGGCAGCAACGGGCUGAGGCUAGCGGAAAAAAGAAGCUCAGCCUCGCUCAAGUUCAGGAACAAGCAGGUCCUUCGUGGACGGCGAUGAACGCGGUUCAACGUGCUCCCUACUUAGAAAAGGCAAAGCAGAGCAAAUUGAGUGGCGGCGAUGGUGUUAAGCUGACCUCGCAAGGCAUCCCGGUGUCGCAGAUCGAUGCCGAAAGGCGUGAGAAGGAGGAACAUGAAGCGGCGAUCAUUAACCGACUUAAAGCGAUGCUAGAAACGGCUUCACAGAAUGACACGCUGGAGAGCUUGGAUUUUUUUAUCAUCUCAUUCGCGUACUUCUGUGUCAACUCGGACGGUGACUACUUGCCGGCUGAGAUGGCGGUGGUCCGCUUCAAUUUGAAGGAUGGAGUGCACGCCAAGCUUCAUAUGCUAAUUAACCCUGGCUGCCUGCCCCUCGGUAUGGCUUACGAUGCGCAGCAGCACGCAAACGAUGACCACCAGCUCCCUACACCACCGGACGCGCUGGGUGAAUCGGACUUUGAUAUUAUCAACGAUAAGUUGUUGCAGUUCUUGGGCUAUAACAAUGGCCGUAUUCCGCUACUUUUUACUGAGCGGGACGACGUGGCGAAGGUAGAGAACAUGCUACGGGGUAUCUUCGGUAUCAGCGUUACCAAGGACCAGCUGGGCGUCGGUUCGCUGGCCGAUAUGUUCUUUCAUCUGAAGCGUGCUACCGAGAAGCAAGGAUUGGAUACACAGACCUUUGGCUCGGUACACCGCGCUCAGCUUUUAAUAACCAAGGACAUAUAUGACUAUACUGUCGGCAUCGCCUGUGAUUACCACGAAACGAAUUGCAACGUAAAGAACUGUGCCCUGUCACGGUGUGUCCGUUGGGGCUACGUCAUAGCGGACAACUGCUGCAUGGAUCUGUGCAUCGAACUGCAACCCGGAAAGCACGUGCCGGCCAACGCCGAUACGACAUCGCAGUACGCCACUCCAGCGUAUAACAGCAAUAUUAGCAGCAGCGGCGCGUACGAUACCGACGAUAAAUCGUACGUAUCAUUUGCCACGGUCUCCCGCGUUACGAGUCCCUUUUACGGAGGAAGUUCGAGCAAUGGUGGUUAUCGGGCUAACUCCACGGUACCGUGCAACGACUCGACCGAUAGCAAAGUCGAUGUGAAGAGACCGGUCAAGCUCGAGUAUGAAUCGCCUCUGAGUGUAGGGGAACCAAUGGCAAAGCAUCAGCACCGCGAUUUGGAUCUGCAGAGCAAUUACGCUUGGUCAGCCGUGUCCGGCACGAGUUCCACGAGCCGCGGUCGUGGACGCGGACUGCUACUGGGUGAUCUAUCUGUUUUGGGAGCGGCGGGACGUGGCAAAUUGAAGUAGUUUCCCCUGCUUUCUCUUACUCCAUAUUUUUUUUCCUACCAUUAUAUUUCUUCCACUUUACUCACUUUAAGCACACUUUCCGGCGCUUGUUCAAGUGCAAUAAUAUGCAGAAUCUCUACAGAGAAAAAAAACGUUAUUGAGGUGUCGAACAAAUGCAGAGGCCCGAACCGGCCCGGUAGUGCGAUUAGAUUAGUACCAAACCAAAAGCCAUGAAGAUGACUACUGCCAUUAGAAGGGGGAAUAACACAGGGAACUGUUAUUUUACCUAAUGUUGAACUACUGUGAUGGCGUUAAACAGGUCUAGCGUAUGAAUUGCUACCACUGGAUGUUGCGGAACAAGUUUGAAUUCCAUUUUCUAUAUAUAUAAAUUUUACAAUACAAAUGACACAAAAGCUAAUGCGUUUUAUGUUGUUAAGCAAUUUAAGAUAACACUGAGAUGGUUUCUAGAGAGUAAGCCCUUGGCGCGGUAUGCCGAUAACAAAGCUACACAUUUUGCGUUUUUCUCAAAGUCAAAAUCCUCAACAAAAAUUCGGUUUAACGUUAAACGCCGAUGUGCGGAUUAUCUUCAUAAUACUUUAUUUUUAUCAUUCUCAUUUCAUAAUAAUAAUCCCAGGCCAUUCAUGUCACGGAGUAUUUAAAAAAUAAGAUGAUAGCAUGAAAACACAAAGGGGGUAAAAACAUGGAACGGGAUGUGGAAUGGCAUAAUAUCAUUUAAAAAAACGCUAUAGCACACUCAGUGACGCUUUCAUUUUUCCUACACACAAAUAUAGAGAACCACUAGAGACUAUCAAUCGAAUAUUUACAAACGACGCAGCGUGAGCUGCUCACGCAGAAAACCA
This is a messenger RNA of Anopheles darlingi, 2349 nucleotides long. It is a transcript of the gene mael, whose product is annotated as protein maelstrom homolog. Gene Ontology annotation, biological process: male meiotic nuclear division; piRNA processing; spermatogenesis. Lineage: Eukaryota; Metazoa; Arthropoda; Insecta; Diptera; Culicidae. The record is from RefSeq and is a predicted model, not a curated record. Gene Ontology annotation, molecular function: sequence-specific DNA binding. Bases 95 to 1510 code for a protein of 471 amino acids. Gene Ontology annotation, cellular component: nucleus; P granule. The transcript has 3 exons.